AUGAAUCAACCUGCCAGCCAAUUAGAUGGACCCAGCUACCCCUUAAUCAAAGACAUAUAUGACAUAGUCCCUCUUUCAUUCACCAAGAUUGUCCCAGUCAGGCCACACCAGAAAGUUGAUCCCAACAGUCUUCAAAUGAUCCGCUGUGUGCAUGGGACCACACCAUCUUUCCCCGAGCAUAUUCACCAAUUCUCCAUCCCUGGGUGCACUGAAUUGGAUGCUGAGGCUUUUUUCACUGCAAUGCAGGCCACUGUCUACUGGAGCUCCCAACAAUCUCAAAAGAAAAAGGACCCUGUGCCCACUCCAUCAUCAUGCAAGAUCGCUGAGGAAAUCCAGAAGAAUUGGAGCCCUCAGAUGGUCAAGAAGUGGCUUACUGAAAGGGUGAUCUCUGGCCUCAACUGGAAAUACAUACACCAACUCAUGCACAGCUUGGAAAUAAUAUAA
Puccinia graminis f. sp. tritici CRL 75-36-700-3 is the source of this 444-nucleotide messenger RNA. RefSeq lists its product as uncharacterized. The transcript has 2 exons. The record is from RefSeq and is a predicted model, not a curated record. The coding region runs from base 1 to 444 and encodes 147 amino acids. Lineage: Eukaryota; Fungi; Basidiomycota; Pucciniomycetes; Pucciniales; Pucciniaceae.